UUUGGGGGUUUUUUUUGUGAGCUUUCUCGGUGGGUCUUUAUCUGUAGGUUUACUUAUCAACUGUCCUGACUGUUUUUGUUACACUCUGUAAAUGAGUAUAUUGUUUUUCUCAGUGUGUGUGUCUGUGUGUGUGUGUGUGAGAGAGAGAGAGAGAGAGAGAGAUGGCACUAGCUGGGGUGCGUGUGAUUGAAUUAGCCGGACUUGCCCCGGCACCGUUCUGUGGAAUGAUCCUGUCUGAUUUCGGGGCCCGAGUGAUCCGUGUAGAUCGGACAAAGGUCACCAUGGCGAUGGAUGCACAAGCAAGAGGCAAACAGUCCGUGGCCUUGAACCUGAAGAGUCCACAGGGCGUGGCCGUGCUGAAAAAACUGUGCCUUCAGUCAGAUAUAGUUCUUGAACCCUUCCGGAAAGGGGUGAUGGAAAAGUUGGGCUUGGGUCCUGAAGAGCUGCUGAAGGAAAAUCCUCGCCUUAUUUAUGCUCGACUCACAGGAUAUGGCCAGAGCGGCUCCUACGCCAAAUCUGCAGGGCACGAUAUUAACUACCUGGCCAUGUCCGGACUGCUGUCUAUGUUGGGCCGCAGCUCGGAGAAACCCUAUGCCCCGCUGAACCUGGUGGCUGACUUUGCAGGAGGAGGCCUGAUGUGUGCUUUAGGGAUCGUUCUGGCUUUGCUGGAGAGGAACAAGUCAGGCCAGGGCCAAAUCAUAGAUGCCAGCAUGGUGGAGGGAGCAGCGUAUGUGGGUUCCUUCAUGUGGAAGUCUCGCAGUCUUGGUCUGUGGAACCGGCCUCGUGGGGAGAACAUGCUGGACAGUGGUGCUCCGUUCUACGACACGUAUCAGACCUCUGAUGGGAAGCACAUGGCUGUAGGGGCCAUCGAACCUCAGUUCUAUGAUCACCUGAUCAAAGGCCUUGGAUUGGAUGCUGCCUCCCUCCCGGCGCAGAUGAGCAUCUCUGAUUGGACGGAGCUUAGGCGGACAUUCACCCAGGUGUUCGCACAGAAGACGCAGGCAGAAUGGAGCAGGAUCUUUGAUGGAACAGAUGCCUGCGUGACCCCAGUUCUACCUCUGGAUGAAGCCGGGUCACAUCCCCACAAUCGAGAGAGGGGCUCGUUUCUGAAGGACGCUCAGGGCGAGGUCAGUCCUCGUCCGGCACCCGUCCUGUCUCGCACUCCGGCUCGGCCGUGUCUCUCUCGUGACCCUGUUGUGGGUGAACACACUCGAUCUGUGCUGGGGGAGUACGGCUUUGAUCCAGAUCAUAUCGAGCAGCUGCUGUCAGCUGGUGUGGUGGAGUGCAAUGAAGCCAAAGCACGUCUGUAAGAUGAUGAUGCAGCAGCAUCAGUGGUGAAUCACUCAUUACACACACACAAAAA
Ictalurus furcatus (blue catfish) is the source of this 1363-nucleotide messenger RNA. RefSeq names its product alpha-methylacyl-CoA racemase (gene amacr). Gene Ontology annotation, molecular function: alpha-methylacyl-CoA racemase activity. Gene Ontology annotation, cellular component: mitochondrion. Gene Ontology annotation, biological process: bile acid metabolic process. Bases 162 to 1310 code for a protein of 382 amino acids. NCBI's taxonomy places the organism in Eukaryota, Metazoa, Chordata, Actinopteri, Siluriformes, Ictaluridae. The transcript is spliced from 5 exons. The record is from RefSeq and is a predicted model, not a curated record.